AUGGGAAUUGCAAACACAGGACAAAGAAACCGGGCCGCCAGCAUCACUUCAGUCAGCAACGACGUGCUGCCAAUCAUCUUAUCCGAGGAGCAAGAUCAACAAUCGUCGUCUGAAAAGACUUGGGACUUUGGCGGAGUCGACAGUGUCUUUUUCGACGCCUCGCUCGAAGAGCAGGACGACAUUACAGAUCAAUGUCUUGUCAACUCUCCUCCACCGAGCACCGACGCGCACGCGCACGCGCAGGUUCGUGCUGUGAACAAGGCGGAAGCUGCUGCAAAACCUACCGCUCUGGUAGACGGGUCAGAAUCGAGUAUUGCCAAAGGUCUUCUGAAUGGACAGUUGGUCUCGACCGAUGCCAAUGAAUUAUCUCAAGACUCUUGCAGUCGAAUACUGGCCAUGUUUCCGCAGCAGUCACACAAUCAUCGCUACGAUGAUAUUAUGGGCUGCAAACCGCAACAGUCCAUGCACGCAUCCGAUUUUAUGCAGCCGAGCCACAAUACAUCUGCCUGCUUCGGCACUACCGGCGCAUCGUCAGCGACUACUACAGGUAGCCAGAGCUUCUCCUGGCCUCGAUCCGAGUCGCGCCCGGGGACGGCCAGCCGCAGCGCGGAUUCUUCUUCUUCCACCACCCAGGACGUCGUCUCCCUCGAGCGCAUCCGCGAGUUUGUCGAGGACGCCGGCUACGAGAGCCUGGAAGCCAUGAUGGCGGCCUACUACAGCGCCAAUCUCAGCGCCGGCGCAAAUGCCCGACCGGCGCAGGCCGUGGGCCGUUCGCGGCGGCUGCGCAGCUUCCUCUCUGCCAUUCAUCGCAGCCACGUCGAGUGGGGUGAGCAGGAGCGCAACGCGUACAGGGAGGAGAUUGUGCGCGCUGCCGAGGGUAUUUAUGCGGAUGAACUGGCCAACAUGGUGCAUGGCGCCACGGAGACGAGCAGUAACAAGCUGCUGUCCAUUGCUGGCUCGUCCAAGCCAACGGCGGAGACGAGCCGUGUCUACAUUGCACAUCGCAUUCAAAAUUUAAUCUCGGAUCCGGAUAUCCAAGAUUUUAUGCGAAAGGAUCGAAAGGACUUGCAAGAUACAUCUAGUAAAAACCUGUGGUAUUUCCAAUUUGUUUGCCAUGUGGACCAGUUGGCGACCUGA
Molecule: messenger RNA, 1137 nt
Organism: Beauveria bassiana ARSEF 2860
Lineage: Eukaryota; Fungi; Ascomycota; Sordariomycetes; Hypocreales; Cordycipitaceae
Exons: 3
Coding region: 1-1137 (378 amino acids)
Source: RefSeq, a predicted model, not a curated record